This is a messenger RNA of Fulvia fulva, 1689 nucleotides long. Its product is annotated as High-affinity glucose transporter. Gene Ontology annotation, molecular function: carbohydrate:proton symporter activity. The record is from RefSeq and is a predicted model, not a curated record. Bases 1 to 1689 code for a protein of 562 amino acids. Gene Ontology annotation, biological process: transmembrane transport; carbohydrate transport. Gene Ontology annotation, cellular component: membrane. The transcript is spliced from 2 exons. Lineage: Eukaryota; Fungi; Ascomycota; Dothideomycetes; Mycosphaerellales; Mycosphaerellaceae.
AUGGACGAACCUAAAAAAACUACAUUCCACGACAGCCACAUCGACCCGAAAGCCGCCAUGCACGAAGACACCGCAGCCGCCGCCGAAACAAUCUUCAGCACUCCAAGAGAACCCUACUGCCAACCUGGCUUCCGCGGCCUCGGAGCAUCUUACUAUGUCGCCCUCUGCGCCCUCUUCUCGGCCCUGGGAGGUCUCCUCUUUGGGUAUGAUCAAGGUGUCGUGUCCGUCAUUCUGGUCGAGGAACAGUUUUUGGACCGAUUCACUCGCAUUGCCGAAGGGAGCGGUGAUGCUGGGUUCUGGAAGGGACUGCUCACCGCGAUGAUUGAACUCGGAGCACUCAUCGGUGCUUUGAACCAGGGCUGGAUUGCGGACAAGUACUCACGAAAGUAUUCGAUCGUGAUGGCAGUAAUUGUCUUCAUCAUCGGCUCUGCCCUGCAAACGGCUGCAAUGGACUACUCCAUGCUCGUCGUCGCGAGAUUCAUCGGUGGUCUUGGAAUCGGAAUGUUGAGUAUGGUUGCACCACUCUACAUUUCUGAAAUCUCACCGCCGGAGAUCAGAGGGUCUCUACUGGUGCUGGAGGAACUGUCGAUUGUUACGGGAAUCGUGAUUGCGUUUUGGAUCACGUAUGGGACGUACUACAUGGAUGGCGAAUGGGCCUGGAGACUUCCCUUCCUGCUGCAGAUCCUGCCGGGUCUGGUUUUGGGCGUGGGGAUUCUGUUUCUCCCGCUCAGUCCAAGAUGGCUUGCGAGUAAGGGGAGGGAUGAGGAGGCGUUGGUAAAUCUGGCGAAGCUGAGGCAGUUGCCGACCACGGAUCCAAGAGUGCAGAUGGAGUGGUUUGAUAUCAGGGCGGAGGUUGCUCUGCAUCAGGAGAUCAGUGCGGAGAGGCAUCCGCAUUUGCAGGAGAAGACGAGAGUGAACAGACUGAAGUUGGAGAUUGCGAGUUGGAUGGAUUGCUUCAGGAAGGGGUGCUGGAGGAGGACGCAUGUUGGAGCGGGACUUAUGUUCUUCCAGCAAUUUGUGGGCAUCAACGCAUUGAUCUACUACUCGCCGACACUCUUCGAGACCAUGGGACUGGACUAUAACAUGCGUCUGAUCAUGUCUGGGGUUCUCAACAUCACGCAGCUUGUCGGUGUCAGCUCCUCGCUCUGGACGAUGGAUCGAUUCGGGAGACGACCACUUCUACUGGCUGGAAGCGCGUUCAUGUUCAUCGCACAUCUGAUCAUCGCCUGCCUCGUAGGCAAGUUCUCCGACAACUGGCCAGCACACCGCCCCGAAGGAUGGGCCAGCGUCGCGAUGCUUCUAUUCUACAUGCUGGCUUUCGGAGCCUCUUGGGGCCCAGUCCCUUGGGCGGUGCCUAGUGAGGUGUUUCCCUCAUCGUUGAGAGCGAAGGGUGUAGCGCUCUCCACCUGCUCAAACUGGUUCAACAACUUCAUCAUCGGCCUGAUCACACCCCCUCUCAUUCAGCACACAGGCUUUGGCGCUUACGUCUUCUUCGCCGUCUUCUGUCUGCUCAGUCUAGUCUGGACGUUCUUCUUCGUGCCGGAGACGAACGGUAAGAGUCUGGAGGAUAUGGACCAUGUCUUCAAGGACAUCGACUCUACCGCCGAGGAGCAUAGGCGAGAGAGAAUCGAAAGAGAAAUCGUUGCCAGAAGCACGACAGUGUUCGCGGCUCCCGAAAAUAAGGCAUAG